AUGCGCAAGGAAACCUCCGAUAUCCGUCGUUACCAGGACCUAGAGAAGUCAAACCAGGAGCGGAGUAUUACGCGAAAUUUCCACCAAGCCAAGAUCACGGUAAUAGAGGUCCACCACCUUUUCAACCAGAUUGGGAAACACAGAAUAAACGACGACCUGAAAACAUAUACCCAGAACCACAACCAGACCCGCGACGAACAGAUUACUCGAAGGAAGCAAUGA
Molecule: messenger RNA, 222 nt
Organism: Penicillium taxi
Lineage: Eukaryota; Fungi; Ascomycota; Eurotiomycetes; Eurotiales; Aspergillaceae
Exons: 1
Coding region: 1-222 (73 amino acids)
Source: RefSeq, a predicted model, not a curated record